CGCACUUUCUGCCUUGUUGGAAGGUGAUUUCAUCAGGAAGAGCUUUGUCUAGAGAUACACACAUACCCAGGAAACUAGUCACUGAUUCACGCGAAUGGUAUUCUAUCUCGAGUCAAACUUAACGUAAAAGGCCAGAUGUCCGUCAUCACCGACGAUCUUCCGGAUAUGGACGGAGCGGAGCUGUUGGGAUUGCUGUUCCAGGAUGUUGAUAGUGGCGCGGCGGAUACGUUCUUUCUCAACGGAAACGAUCUUAUGGAGGAUUGGCUUUCCGAACAAGACAUGUUGAGUGUCCUGGACACAGAAGACUUCCUGUCCAGCUUGCUGGACGUAGAAGACAACAUGGCCGCCUCCUAUCCGUCGCUCUCUCCCCACGGCAGCGACAGCGGCAUCUCGGACCACAGCAGCUCUGGCAAAACCCCGCCGGGCUGCCCCAGCCCCCAGGGCAGCGACCCUCCGCCCAGCCCCGGCUGCUACUCCCAGCCCACCUCGGUGCUCUCUGAGCUGGCCGGGGGCGCAGGCGAGGCCCAGGCUGAGAGGGCCGAGGCGGUGCAGACAGAGCACAGCUACGCCCUGCUGCAGGGAGGCCGGCCGGAUGACACCCUGCAGAGCGUGAGGGCAGACAAGCCAGACGAGGACGUCUUCAUAGACCUGGAUGAGCUGGACAGUGAAGGGAUGGAGCAGGAAGACUCCAGUGAGCCUGACUGCACUCUGUCCAUCGAGGACUCGUCUCAAAGCAACAACAUGGACAUGUUCCAGUUUAAGGAGAUCGUUCUGACUGACGAGGAGAAGAGGCUUCUGGAUAAAGAAGGAGCAAGCAUCCCAGCUCACAUGCCCCUCACCAAGGCGGAGGAGAGGACUCUGAAGAGGGUGAGGAGGAAGAUCAGGAACAAACAGUCUGCUCAGGAGAGCCGCAAGAAGAAGAAGGUGUACGUGGAUGGACUGGAGAACAGGGUUGCCAUGUGCACAGCCCACAACCAGGAGCUGCAGAAGAAGGUCACCCUGCUCCAGAAACAGAACAUGACUCUGAUAGAGCAGCUGAAGAAGCUACAGUCCAUGAUGAAGAUGUCCACCAUGAAGACCUCCACCACCAGCACCUGCAUCAUGGUGUUCCUGCUGUCCUUCUGCCUCAUCAUCUUCCCCUCCGUCAACCCGUUUGGGAGGAGCCCUGGGAAGGAGCAGUACACCCCCUCCUCCAUCGUGUCCAGGACGCUGCGCUCCUUCCCUGGGGAGGACGUUCUGGACGUGUCCUACCCCGAGCCAGGCCAUGUGGAUCCAGGCCAUGUGGAGGAGCCCGUGUAUCUUCCCACGGUGGAUAACGUGAAGGCGGUGUUUGCUGGCGGCCAGAACCACACCCCCGACCACACCCCCGACUACCAAAGGGUGGAGCAGCCCGACUCGGAGACCGGCGUCAACGGCAACAACUCCGCAGACUUCCCCAACCCCUCCGGCCAAUCAGGGCAGGCGGAGCAGAGCACGGGCCACGCCCCCGAGGGAGUGGGGGCGGGGCUGCGGGAGGGGGCGGGCCGGGUGGUGUUGGAGGCGGCGGGUGGAGACGAGAGGUGGUUGGAGAGGAAGCCCACGUCAGUCAUCCUGCAACAGCACCGCUCAGACGAGAUGUAGGAGGAGCCAGCGAGAGGGAGGGGAGGAGCUUACUGUUCAGGAGUAAUGGGUGGGGUUCCCUUUAUGGGAAAGGGGUGGAGCUAUGUGUAAAAUGGGCGUGGUUUCGGGAAAGGUGCGCGGUCACAAUGCAUGAAGUGUUGCGGUCAUAAUAGAUAAAGGGGCAUGGCCUAUCGAACAAAUGGGGCUGGUCUUGGAAAGGGCGUGGUCAUAAUGAACACGGCGGGGGUAAGGGGCGGAGUCCUAGCCAGGGAGUGAGCUUAAAGGGAAACAAGCCGUCCUAUCAGACGUUAUCAUAAUCUUACCGUCCUCUAGUCUCCCUGGUCUCUCGACUCGACUACUGUAGAUUCACCUGCUGGUCCCACACAGCCCCCACACAGGCCUCACACAGCCCCCACACAGCCCCCACACAGCCCCCACACAGCCCCCACACAGGCCUCACACAGGCCCCACACAGCCCCCACACAGGCCCCACACAGGCCCCACACAGCCCCCACACAGGCCUCACACAGGCCCAACACAGCCCCCACACAGGCCCCACACAGGCCCCACACAGGCCCCACACAGCCCCCACACAGGCCCCACACAGCCCCCACACAGCCCCCACACAGGCCACACACAGGCCUCACACAGGCCCCACACAGGCCUCACACAGGCCCCACACAGGCCCCACACAGGCCCCACACAGGCCUCACACAGCCCCCACACAGCCCCCACACAGGCCCCACACAGGCCAAACACAGGCCUCACACAGGCCCCACACAGGCCUCACACAGGCCCCACACAGGCCCCACACAGGCCCCACACAGGCCUCACACAGGCCCCACACAGCCCCCACACAGCCCUCACACAGCCCCCACACAGGCCCCACACAGCCCCCACACAGCCCCCACACAGCCCCCAUGUUAGUACCCCAUAAUAAUCCACAGUUGUCGUGGAGAUUGCACAGCCUGCACUCUGUAAUGUAUAGAAUGUGAAUGUUGUUCAUGAAACGUUGGAACUUUAGCCAUUGCAGGACAUUUGGCCCUUAUUAGACUAUAAACAUGUUGAUUAUUUUUGUUAUCAUUCCAGUAUUGACUCUUGCAACAAGGGGACUGAGAAUCCGGCUUUCUACUACUGUACUCUUUUUUUCAUUGUCUUACAAAUAAAAAGGAAAUAUUAUUGUUAAUUUGUAAAUUCUUUGGACAGCGAUUGCUCCCAGUCGUGUGUAUGUGACCAGACAAACCCGUUUAUUUCAGUGUUGCAGUACAAAGAAAUAGAAAUGUAAUGACCUGUUUUACCAGUGAGGCAUUUUUGUCACAUACAUGUUUUGUUAAUAUAUUAAUCGUUAUUCAUGAAAAUCUAAAAUGGUGUUGGACCCUGUCCAUAGGACCUGAGGGAUCUCUCAGUGAGAUUAGAUGUGUUUAAUGUUGUAGGAAGCACUGAUUUAUAUAUACUCUAUAGUGCAAGUUCUGAAAUGUAAAUAUCGACUGGAAUGAUUAUACCAUAUGUACAAGAUAUGUUGUCCAUCUAUACAAUGAUGCAUAAAUAAAUACUUUUUUUAA
This is a messenger RNA of Osmerus eperlanus (European smelt), 3161 nucleotides long. RefSeq names its product cAMP responsive element binding protein 3-like 3 like (gene creb3l3l). The record is from RefSeq and is a predicted model, not a curated record. The coding region runs from base 136 to 1620 and encodes 494 amino acids. Gene Ontology annotation, molecular function: RNA polymerase II cis-regulatory region sequence-specific DNA binding; DNA-binding transcription factor activity, RNA polymerase II-specific. Gene Ontology annotation, cellular component: nucleus. Gene Ontology annotation, biological process: regulation of transcription by RNA polymerase II. Lineage: Eukaryota; Metazoa; Chordata; Actinopteri; Osmeriformes; Osmeridae. The transcript has 10 exons.